GACAUCUGCGGCGUGGAUGUGCCCACUCGUCAGUAUAGGUUUGAAAUCGUUUACAACUUACUAUCGCUUCGGUAUAACUCGCGGAUCCGCGUCAAGACAUACACCGAUGAGUUGACGCCCAUUGAGUCCAUCUGCGAGCUCUUCAAAGGCGCCAAUUGGUAUGAGAGGGAGAUCUGGGAUAUGUUCGGCGUCUUCUUCAUCAACCACCCGGACAUGAGACGCAUCCUCACUGACUAUGGCUUCGAAGGACACCCUUUCCGGAAGGACUUCCCGUUAAGCGGUUAUACAGAGUGUCGUUAUGACGAUGAGGUGAAGAGAGUAGUCAUCGAACCCUUGGAAAUGACACAAGAAUUCAGAAAAUUUGAUUUGCAGUCGCCGUGGGAACAGUUCCCCAACUUUAGGUCAGUUUGUCGUUAUGACGAUGAGGUGAAGAGAGUAGUCAUCGAACCCUUGGAAAUGACACAAGAAUUCAGAAAAUUUGAUUUGCAGUCGCCGUGGGAACAGUUCCCCAACUUUAGGUCUGAGGCACUGCCCGUCCAAGAGAUACCUUUACCUCAAACCCAACCCCCAAAAACUGAUGCAAAGGAAGCGCAGAAAAAGUAGAGUUUGUUUCAAAUAAUUAGAUAUAAUUUAUACAAAUUGAAACCACAAUUGGAUUUGAAUGCAAAUCAUUGGUUGAAAUUUAUGUAAAAUACUGUUUAGUUGAUAUAAAUUCAAUGAAAUCAUAAAAACAAAAUUAUAUAAAUACCGAUACAAUAGAAAUAACAAUAACUCG
Oppiella nova is the source of this 775-nucleotide messenger RNA. The record is from the annotation of a GenBank genome assembly. Lineage: Eukaryota; Metazoa; Arthropoda; Arachnida; Sarcoptiformes; Oppiidae.